This is a messenger RNA of Trichoderma atroviride IMI 206040, 1269 nucleotides long. The record is from RefSeq and is a predicted model, not a curated record. NCBI's taxonomy places the organism in Eukaryota, Fungi, Ascomycota, Sordariomycetes, Hypocreales, Hypocreaceae.
AUGGCCAUCAACCCCGCCCCGCCCUACGUCGAGGCCGACUCCAAGCUCGGCUUCUCCACCACCGUCGUCUCGUCCGGCUCUGGCGACAAGAACGACGAUACUCACGUCGCUGAGACCAACAACGGCCGCCAAGAUCCGGCCACCGACGCCACCCUCUCCGAAGGCAUCCACAUCCUCGAGGCGUCCUCCACCCACUGGUGGUCCUACCUGAAAACCGCCGACUUCUGGGCCGUCAUCGCCGUCGGCCAGGUGCUGUCGCUGUGCAUCACCGGCACAAACACCUUCACGUCGUUCCUGGCCAACGUCGGCACAAACAUCCCCGCCUUCCAGACCGUCUUCAACUACAUCCUGCUCUUCCUCAUCUACACCUCCAUCAUGCUGUGGCGCGACGGCCCGCGCGUCUGGUGGGACAUCCUCGUCAAGGACGGCUGGCGCUACCUCAUCAUGAGCUUCCUCGACGUCGAGGGCAACUACUUCACCGUGCUCGCCUACCGCUACACCAACCUGCUGUCCGCCCAGCUGCUCAACUUCUGGUCCAUUGUCUGCGUCGUCAUCAUCUCCUUCAUCCUGCUGCGCGUGCGCUACAAGAUCUUCCAGGUCAUCGGCAUCCUCAUCUGCUGCGGCGGCAUGGGCAUCCUGCUGGCCUCGGACCACAUCACCGGCGCCAACGGCGGCCCGGGCGUCGACAUGGUCAAGGGCGACCUCUUUGGCCUGCUGGGCGCCACCCUCUACGGCGUCUCCAACGUCUUCGAGGAGUGGCUCGUCUCCAAGCGGCCCAUGCACCACGUCCUGGCCUUCAUGGGCCUCUUUGGCAUGAUCAUCAACGGCAUCCAGGCCGCCAUCUUCGACCGCAAGUCCUUCCAGGAGGCGCACUGGGACGGCGCCGUCGGCGGCUGGCUCGCCGGCUACACCCUCUGCCUGUGCAUCUUCUACACGCUGGCGCCCCUCAUCCUGCGCAUGGGCAGCGCCGCCUUCUUUGACAUCUCCCUGCUGACCGCAAACUUCUGGGGCGUCAUCAUCGGCAUCCACGUCUUUGGCUACACCAUCCACUACCUCUACCCCAUUGCCUUUGUCUGCAUCGUCAUCGGUCUCUUCAUCUACUUCCUCUCGGGCAGCGUCCUCGGCGACUCCAAGAAGCCCUGGCUGGGCGACAACCAGGAGGAUGGCGUGGCUGGCUUUGGUACCGCCAAGCUGCGCGCCCUCAACGCCGCGAGGAAGGCUCAGAUGAAUGCCACUGGCACCGAGGCUGGUGCCGCUAGUUCUGAGUAA